Molecule: messenger RNA, 1045 nt
Organism: Zophobas morio
Lineage: Eukaryota; Metazoa; Arthropoda; Insecta; Coleoptera; Tenebrionidae
Product: androgen-dependent TFPI-regulating protein-like
Exons: 4
Coding region: 221-982 (253 amino acids)
Cellular component (GO): membrane; endomembrane system
Source: RefSeq, a predicted model, not a curated record
CUUCGAACUCGUUAGAAAUUGAUAACAAGGUCACCUCGGGUCCUAAAGCAUGGAGAAGACAAAAGUAAAGAAAACACUCACAAGAUCUCAAAACAAAUUCUGACAUUCCAUUUUUCAGUUAGGUAUUUUUGACAAAAACAAUCAAAAUUCUUGUCAUCACUUGUCAAAAAAAAAUCAAACAAGAAUGUUAAAAUGGUAAUCAUUUUCCACAUCAACCGCUAUGGAUCAGGAGAGCCUUUCGAUCAGAACGACGUCCACAGGACACACUCUUUUCCACAGAAAAUACCUAGGGAUGGCAUUUUACACCCCUGUCCUUCUACUUUAUUACUACGUGUUAAAAAAUUACGACCACAUCUACGAAAACACUUCGACGUCAGAAGCCUUCAACACCUUGAAACGCUUCAGGAAGUGCUACUUCACCGGCUGGAACUUGACGGCCCAAAUCUGCUUCAUAUCCGUGGCCCUCGCCGACGAAAUUUCCACCCUCUACAAAACGCCCUUCACCCUUCGAAAAACUCUGGGUUUAAUGCGCCGCUACAUCUUCACAGCCAUCGUUUUCCCGUGCACCCUGCUGGUGUCAAUCCUAUUCUGGUCCCUGUACACCCUGGACCGAGAGCUGGUUUUCCCUAAAAGUUUGGACGAACAUUACCCACCUUGGAUGGUACACAGUGUACAUUCUUUUGUAGUUCUGCCGUUGAUUGUCGAAAUGAAUUUAAACAAAGGCAACGGGAUCGAAGUGGUCGAUUUUUCCUACACCCUCCCUGUCUUAACCGCCUUCCUUUUGGCUUAUAAGAUCACGUUGUUUACGGUCCAUUUGCUCUACGAUGUGUGGUUAUACCCCAUUUUUCGGUACUUGUCGUGGUGGCAAAGGAGUUUUUUCUUAGGGGUGUUGUAUUUCACGGCUGUUCUCUUUCUUUAUCUUGGGAUUCGUUUGCAGCAUGUGAAAAGGAGAGCGAAGAGUAUGGCGGUUAGAAGUUUUUAGCAGUGCAGGCCGUAAUUUAUCGAUUUUAAUAAAAAUGAUGUUACUGUUUUAUGGUGGUUAUGA